This is a messenger RNA of Adineta ricciae, 915 nucleotides long. The record is from the annotation of a GenBank genome assembly. Lineage: Eukaryota; Metazoa; Rotifera; Eurotatoria; Adinetida; Adinetidae.
AUGGGUGUAUUAGGUGGAGUUGAAAAAACUGAAAGUGAUCAUUUGGCUGUGCAGCGAUUACGAGUGAAAGUCGGUGUCGCCGUAGGCUUGUUGAUUGUCGUAGUGAUCGUAACUCCAACAAUUGUUGUUUUAUUGCGAAAGAAAAGUUCAACAAUAACAGGUUUAAUGAACAUCACUGAAUCGUUGAUGACAACAGAGGCAGCUAUUACAACAUCAUCGUUCAUUGAAAAAGAGACAAAUGUGGUAACAUCUCUUGAGAGCGCGACUAUAAAAAACAUCGUAACUUCGAACGGAAUGACAACAAAUGCGGCAAAAUCAAUCACAUCCACAAGCAUUGCAAAGAAUGUCACAGCUCUCCAAAUAUUCAACCGAACGGAUGAAAUAGUUUAUGCUAUUUGGAAUACAACUGCAGGUAGCAACAGUUUGCCAUCGUCAGCAGGUGGAGGAGAAGGUGAAUACUGGCCGAGUGAACCACCUGAAGCUGCGCUAGACGGUAACUUGAGUACAGAAUAUACAAAUCAUGGCUGCGCUGAUGAGUGUUUUAAUAUAACAUCUGGCAUGUACACAGGUUUCUAUUUCACAAUUAAAAGUGCCCCCUUUCGUCUUAUGAAAUUUUGUAUGGGUACAAACGUCCGACAUGUAAAGCGCGAUCCGAUGACAAUCACGAUCGAAGGCAGUAACAAUGAUCAAUCGGAAUUACCCCUUGGAAAAAGUUGGACUCUAAUCUAUAGUGGCUCUUCAGGUCUCACUGAAAGUCUAAACAGGUCAUCCUAUGGCACAACACAAACUGUAGCAACGAACGUAGCGUCAUUCAGAAGCUAUCGUCUUAUUGUUACAUCAAUCAGAGGAAAACAUAAUUCUGCUUCAUACUCAGAAUUCGUGAUGAUGGGACAAUAUUUAAAUAACACCAACUGA